CUCAACUUUAACUUCUGGUGGGGAAUCGGGAUGCACUGAUAGGGAAUCCCUAUCAGUGCAUCCCCCAAUAAUAUUAGGAUGCCAGGAAUCAGGAUGACUCCGGUGAGACUAUUACGUUCAUACCUGUGUUCGUUGUUCGUCCGUAUUUUCUUCAGUGCGCAGUAGCUGUACUUCUGCUGGAUAAUCAUGUCAAUAAUUGCUCGUUUAUAUGUGUUUCGACACGGAGAGACCGAUUGGAACCGCUCGAGAAUUAUCCAAGGUCAUGCUGAUUCCCAGCUCAACGAUCUAGGGGAAGCACAAGCCGCUAUGACUGGAGAGGCGUUCAAGGCAAUACAUUUCGACAAGGCUUUCACGAGCGACCUUUCAAGGGCAUCCAAGACGGCAGAGAUAAUUCUGCAGCAUCACGUCGAUGUUACCUUGGUAAAAGACCAAGCUCUGAGAGAGAGGUUUUUGGGGAAGUUGCAAGGAACCAAAGGACCAGCAAACAAAAGCGAACCUUCCAUUGAACCUGAGGAAGCCAUGGUUGGGCGGUGCCUCGAGUGGUAUAAUCGGGAGAUUGUUCCCUACAUCUCAUCGCUUGCCGACAAACCCGACGGACGGUGUCGAAACAUUCUGGUUACGUCGCAUGGAUGGCUCAUAGAAUCAUUUUUCAAGUCCAUGAUAGCGACCGGGGUGUUUGAGUGCACCGAAGAUCUGUUGGGAGGCACACCAAGACUACCUAAUGCUGGUUUAUCAUUGGUGGAAUACAGCACGGUUGGAUCUGAGCUGGAACAGAGGUUUAGGUCUACUGUUGUUCAGUAUGGAGAUGCCUCGCACUUACGCGGGAUGCAAACCAUGCAAGAGAAUGCGGAUCUAGGUGCCCUUCCGUCGUGAUUACAUUCACAUUACACGUUAUUUUCCAUAGACCUGUUAUACCAACUUAGAUGAUAGACUCGCUGAAAUCCGAAUUAUCUUUGCCCCAA
This is a messenger RNA of Suillus paluster, 962 nucleotides long. Its product is annotated as phosphoglycerate mutase-like protein. The record is from RefSeq and is a predicted model, not a curated record. Gene Ontology annotation, biological process: fructose 1,6-bisphosphate metabolic process; regulation of pentose-phosphate shunt; negative regulation of glycolytic process. NCBI's taxonomy places the organism in Eukaryota, Fungi, Basidiomycota, Agaricomycetes, Boletales, Suillaceae. Gene Ontology annotation, molecular function: fructose-2,6-bisphosphate 2-phosphatase activity. Bases 187 to 873 code for a protein of 228 amino acids. Gene Ontology annotation, cellular component: cytosol. The transcript is spliced from 4 exons.